This is a messenger RNA of Malassezia vespertilionis, 1437 nucleotides long. It is a transcript of the gene RVB1, whose product is annotated as RuvB ATP-dependent DNA helicase pontin. Gene Ontology annotation, cellular component: Swr1 complex; R2TP complex; NuA4 histone acetyltransferase complex. NCBI's taxonomy places the organism in Eukaryota, Fungi, Basidiomycota, Malasseziomycetes, Malasseziales, Malasseziaceae. The record is from RefSeq and is a predicted model, not a curated record. Gene Ontology annotation, molecular function: DNA helicase activity; ATP binding; ATP hydrolysis activity. The coding region runs from base 1 to 1437 and encodes 478 amino acids. The transcript has a single exon. Gene Ontology annotation, biological process: chromatin remodeling; regulation of transcription by RNA polymerase II; box C/D snoRNP assembly.
AUGGCCAGCGGAGCUAGUCAAAGCGCAGUGCCUCUUGCGUCCACUGCUGCACGCGAUGCACGCAUUGCGACGCAUUCACACAUUAAAGGCCUUGGUUUGGAUGAGCAUGGUGUUGCCAUUGAACUGGCCCGCGGGUUUGUCGGUCAAAAAUCUGCGCGCGAGGCGUGUGGUCUUGUGCUCGAUUUGAUCCGCCAGCGAAAAUUUGCGGGGCGUGCACUGCUGCUUGCGGGUGGUCCGGGUACGGGAAAGACUGCGCUUGCACUUGGUAUGGCGCAUGAGCUUGGGCACAAGGUGCCGUUCUGCCCCAUGGUUGGCUCGGAAGUGUACAGCACCGAGGUGAAGAAGACCGAGGUGCUGAUGGAAAACUUUCGCCGUGCGAUUGGUUUGCGCGUGCGCGAGACCAAGGAAGUAUACGAAGGCGAGCUCACAGAGCUCACUCCCACAGAGGCCGAGAAUCCCCUUUCUGGCUACGGCAAAACGAUUGUACACGUGGUGAUUGCGCUCAAGACUGUUAAAGGCACCAAGCAACUGCGCCUUGACCCCAGCAUCUACGAGAGUAUUCUUAAAGAGCGCGUGAGUGUUGGCGAUGUGAUAUACAUCGAGGCCAACACGGGCGCCGUCAAGCGUGUCGGCCGCUCCGAUGCGUACGCAACGGAAUUCGACCUCGAAGCGGACGAGUACGUCCCGCUGCCCAAGGGCGAUGUGCAGAAGCGAAAAGAGGUUGUGCAAGACGUGACACUGCACGACUUGGAUAUGGCGAAUGCGAAGCCACAGGGUGGGCAGGAUAUUAUGAGUGUGGUUGGCCAGCUUGUAAAGGGCAGGCGCACCGAAAUUACCGACAAGCUCCGUGCUGAGAUUAACAAGGUUGUGGACAAAUACAUUCAGCAGGGCAUUGCCGAGCUUGUGCCCGGUGUACUGUUUAUCGACGAGGUCCACAUGCUGGACAUCGAGUGUUUCACCUACCUGAACCGCGCGCUGGAGUCGACCAUCAGUCCCCAUGUGAUUCUUGCGACGAACCGUGGUCAGUCGACUGUGCGCGGCACCGAGUUUGACGGCGCAGGGGUCACUGCGCCGCAUGGCAUUCCGCUGGACUUGCUGGAUCGGUGCAUGAUUGUACGCACACUGCCGUACUCGCAAGACGAGAUACAGGGCGUGAUUCGUAUCCGGACCGGAAUUGAGGGCAUUGUCGUCGCAGACGAUGCGCUCACAAAACUCACCGAGCUUGGGGCUCGCACGUCGCUCCGAUUUGCUCUUCAGAUACUGGCACCUGCAUCGGUGCUGGCUAGCGUCUUGGGACGGUCGGAAAUCACUGUCCAGGAUGUCGAGCAGGCAAACAGUUUGUUUUUGGAUGCGCGUGAGUCUGCGCGCAAUCUCCAGUCCGGCAUGCUGGGCAGUGCACCAAGUGGUUCGGACGGAACAUUGAUGGACGUCGCAUAA